Molecule: messenger RNA, 903 nt
Organism: Lolium perenne
Lineage: Eukaryota; Viridiplantae; Streptophyta; Magnoliopsida; Poales; Poaceae
Source: RefSeq, a predicted model, not a curated record
GCCACACGUCUGUCCAUGUACCACCUUGACCAGUGUGGAGACCAAGUCCCCCUCGCCUGCCUGCUGCAUAUAAACUACGGAGUAGACGUCAUCUCCAUGGCAACUCUUCCAUUGAGCCAUUCAGAAACAGAAUCAGAGUCCCACCGAUAUCUCCAAGACUCCAUGGUUAGGGAAAAGAGUAGUUCUAGCAAGAUGACUGGCCGCAACCUGGGGGCUGCACAAGCCAAGGAGGAGGAGGAGUAUGUCAAGUCCCAGGUCGCCGGUGAGACGCUCUGCUUCCUCCACAUGAUGCUUCUGGUGACGCUCGGUCUCUCCAUGAUUGGUCAGGCGGGCAACACUUGGUCCCGCCACGGUCUCCCGACCCUGGACGUGCUGGUCACCGUGCUCUACUUCACCGCCAUCACCAUCGAGAUGCAGGUCAUCCUCGCCAUCGUCCUGAGCAGCGAGCCCCCGCCGUCGCGUCUUCCGCCUCCAUUGGACGAGUGGGUCAUGGCCACCGCAGUCUGGCUCUUCCUCGUCAACUACUUCCUCGGCUACGCCAUGACCCUCCAUGCGCCGGAGCCAACUUACUUCGACCUGACCCUUGCCGGGAUCGCGAGCGCCGUCAACCUGGCCAUCACCGUCUACAGCAUGCUGCAUCGCCGCAUGGAGGUUUAGGCGCGGAUGCAUGCCUGCUUGCGAGGAAGUUGGAUCAUCGGAAUCCGGAGAAUGGAAACCCCCUCUUGAUUUGUACUAGGCUGGCCCAGCAUUGCCAUGUUCUGUCUGUGUGUUGUUCGUUGGUUAUCCACUUAAUUGCGUAGUAGUACUGUUUGCAUUCACUGGAUUACAAGGAGGGAUCCGAGGAAUUUGAAGUUGGAAUGUGUGUGAUACUCUGUUUCGUCUAAGUUGGAAUAUUUGUGUUCA